ACUGGCAGACAAGGCAGUGAAGGAAUAUGCAACCUACCGCUCUGGCCUUCUCUUCUGGGCCCUGGUAGACCUCAUCUACAACAUGUUCAAGAAGGUGCCUACCAGUAACACAGAGGGGGGCUGGUCCUACUCUCUGGCUGAGUUCAUCCGCCACAACGACAUGCCGAUCCACGAGGCUGCAGACAGGGCCCUGAAAACCUUCCAGGAGGAGUUCAUGCCAGUGGAAACGUUUUCUGAGUUUUUGGACGUGGCUGGACUUUUAUCAGAGAUCAAUGAUCCCGACAGCUUCCUCAAGGAUCUUUUGAACUCCAUCCCCUGAGCCUCCAGCACAGAGAAGCGUUGGGCAGAGACCACACUAGCUUGCCUUCCAUCCCUUUGUGUUCCUCCUUGUGCAGUCUGCCCCUUCCUUGAGGAGUGCUGCAGGUUUUUGGGGGCUGUUUUUUGGGUUGUUUGUUGUUUGGUUGGUUUUUGUUUGUUUGUUUGUUCGUUUGUUGUUGGGAUUUUUUUUUAAUUUUAUUUUACUUUCUACAAUUUUUUUUUUUUUCCUUCUUUGGAGUGAUUUUUGGAACUUAGAUUUGUUUUAACUUGUAUUUCAGUGCUUCUGUCUGUAAAGCCUUGUGUAUUUGAGCUGGUUGAAAGGACUUGUACAGAGAGGAAUCCAAACCAGUCAAUCUUAACGCUUUAGUGUGCACCUCUUUGAAGUUAAAUAAAUCGAACAAAUGGG
Messenger RNA from Merops nubicus (carmine bee-eater), 724 nucleotides. Its product is annotated as E3 ubiquitin-protein ligase UBR4-like. The annotation marks the transcript as partial. Lineage: Eukaryota; Metazoa; Chordata; Aves; Coraciiformes; Meropidae. The transcript has 3 exons. The record is from RefSeq and is a predicted model, not a curated record.